CGAUUUUAAAUAUUGGUAACACGCAACCCCCCUAGAACAACAGCGUGUAUUGUACAUUGCACAAUGGCUGGUUCAAUAUCACAGCAGCUGGAGGAUUUAUUAAACCCUCUCCCAAAGUUCGUGGACCCAGAGGAUGAUCAUGAUGAGGAGACUAAAGCCAAGGUGAUAGAUACUUUUGAUGAGGGUGAUGAGGAAGAAGAUGGCGUGUCUUUGAGCGCACUGCGUAAACAGGCCACAGCCCUGCUGCCAGAGACGGACAGCAGGUACCAGGGCAAGACCACCUCUCGCAAGGAGCUGCUGAGGGACAUCACAGGCUCUGUUCAUCUCACAGACCUCCUCUGUGUGGAUGACAAGGAGGGCGAUGGCAGUGAUGAAGAGGAGGGCAGUGAUGGAGCUGAGGAAGAGGAGGCUCUGGAGGACAGAGGGGAGGCGGGGCUGUCCGAGGUUGGAGGCUUGGUGUCCAGGAUGAAGAGCACUGAGCUGACGUCUUCCUCAACGAUGGACUUCCACAUGCUUGACGGCAGGGAAUGGACGACCUGGGGGAGGACGACAUGGAUGGCAGCUCCCAGGAGGACGGAGAGAGCUCCCAGGAGGACGGAGAGAGCUCCCCGGAGGACGGAGAGAGCUCCCCGGAGGACGGAGGAGAGCUCCCAGGAGGAGGGAGAGAGCUCCCAGGGGGAGGAGGACACAGAAGAUGAGGAGAUGGAAGAUGAAGAUCUGGGAGCUGUGAGGACUUUCUCUAAGGAGAAGGUAGAUGAAGAGGUGGAGAAGGGGAAGGCAGUGAAAGACCAGCUGGCUCUUUGGGACCAACUGCUUGAGGGACGAAUCAAAAUCCAGAAAGCUCUUGUGACAGCCAAUCAGCUUCCUCAGCCCCAGACCUUUCCAGAGUUCAAGAGGAGGGGAGGAGCUGAGUUGGCGGGGGCGCUGAAGAACAGUCACAAAGCCCUGAAGGCCCUCCAGAGGUCUCUGCUAGAGCUUCAGGACCAGCUGCUGUACCAGAGCCCCGACACCAGGCCCCUGGCCCUGGGCAGGAGGUGGGGAGAACACAGUGAGGAAGAGGAGAUUCAGAGUGAUGAAGAGGAGCAGGAAGCAGGGCAGGAAGUGGGGGUUUCCGUGGCGCCCGGAGGGGAGGCGGGGCCUCCCAAGCGUAAGCUAGACAUGGCAGAGAACCCAGAGUUCAUGGCCAAGCGUUUCGCAGCCUUCCAGCCCUACAGGAACACCACCCUGCAGAGCUGGCAAGACAAAACCAGACUGACAGUGGGGAAGGGGGCCAAGGUCAGAACACACACACUCACACACACACACAUGUAAACACACACACAUUAUACACACACACACACGUAUGUGGGUGCCUUGUAAGCACCUGCAGAGUCAGAGAAUUCUCAUAAUUCAAGUUUC
Hypomesus transpacificus is the source of this 1398-nucleotide messenger RNA. RefSeq names its product apoptosis antagonizing transcription factor (gene aatf). The record is from RefSeq and is a predicted model, not a curated record. Lineage: Eukaryota; Metazoa; Chordata; Actinopteri; Osmeriformes; Osmeridae. Gene Ontology annotation, biological process: regulation of transcription by RNA polymerase II. Gene Ontology annotation, cellular component: nucleolus.